AAAUGAUUUAGCUCAAACCCAACUAAGUAAAACAAAAUGUUAAAAUAUUUUGUAUUAAGUUUAUUUGCAUUGUCUUUAACGUGGCAAGCUUUCGGCGAGGACUCUGAUUCGAAAGAGUCCGAAUUUGGUGUUAGUCAAUUCAAUGAUACCGAUGGCAAUAUAAUACCGAGACCACGUUAUGCUCAAUUGAAUAUUAAUGACAAAACGUAUACAUUUAUAUUCAUACCUGUCAAUUGGUAUACGGCCGUGGAAAUUUGCAAUUCACAAAAUCAAGUUAUAGCCAGAGUGACCAGUUCCGAAGAGAGUACUAAAUUAUAUGACAGUUUAUAUAAGAAUGGUCUUGUAAGAGCUGAUUCCUCUUUUUGGUUAGGCGCUAGUGAUUUGGGCCAUUAUGGCCGUUGGUCAUGGAUUACCACAGGACGUCCAGCUUUAUAUACUAACUGGAGUCCCGGUGAACCCAAUAAUCUUUAUGGCAGAGAACAUUGUCUAGAAUUGCAAGGUAAUGGCAAGUGGAAUGAUAACGAUUGCGAAAAUCUAAAACAAGUUGUAUGUCAAAAUCGUCCUACUUGUCAAUAAUUGUAUUCCAUAUUCAAAGGUCUAAUAAAAUCAUUAAAGCAAAUUAUA
Molecule: messenger RNA, 624 nt
Organism: Lucilia sericata (common green bottle fly)
Lineage: Eukaryota; Metazoa; Arthropoda; Insecta; Diptera; Calliphoridae
Product: perlucin-like
Exons: 2
Coding region: 37-576 (179 amino acids)
Biological process (GO): biological process involved in interspecies interaction between organisms
Cellular component (GO): external side of plasma membrane
Molecular function (GO): carbohydrate binding
Source: RefSeq, a predicted model, not a curated record